GCUGUCGUCUGACAUCUUCCUUUGUGCAAUAUCUUGGGAUCGCUCUUUAAUAAAUCCCGUUAUUUUCCUUUCAUAAUUCAUUUAACAAAGGCAUUAACUAUUUGUGGCGGUCGUUCAUAGUCAGUACCAGAACUUGGCUUGAGCAUUGGCCAGCGCUAAAGCAGUGGUUUCUAUUUUAACGCUCACUUAUUGUUACGGUUUAUUAUCGAUUUUAACCUUUUUUCUGUAACAUAUUGUUUUCAUGCUGUUUAUUUAUUAGUGUGUACGGAUACUAGCGUAGCAGUUGUAAAAAUUUGUGAAGCAGUAAUAUUCAAGAGUGAGCCGUGUCUUGGGGGAAAAGCAACCCGGGCACUACGGUGGCCCCUGACACACCAGCACCAGCGCCCCAGCCCCCGGGGGUGCUGGAGAUGACGGGCACGGACAACAUCCGCUUUAGCGGCCACACACUCGACAAGGCCACCAAAGCCAAGGUCACACUCGAGAACUUCUACACGAAUCUCAUCACUCAGCAUUAUGAAAGGAAACAAAGGCUGGAAAAACUGGAAGAGUCCUUAAAAGAUGAGAGCCUCACAGAAAGUCAGAAACAGGAAAAGCGGCAGCAGCAUGCGCAGAAAGAGACUGAGUUUCUGAGGCUAAAACGCUCCCGCCUCGGCGUUGAAGACUUCGAGCCGCUCAAGGUAAUAGGUCGAGGGGCGUUCGGGGAGGUGCGCCUCGUACAAAAGAAAGACACAGGACACGUUUAUGCAAUGAAAAUACUCAGGAAAGCAGAUAUGCUGGAAAAGGAACAGGUGGCACACGUGCGCGCCGAGCGCGACGUUCUGGUGGAGGCGGACCAUCAGUGGGUAGUGAAAAUGUACUACAGCUUUCAAGAUCCCAUGAAUCUGUACCUCAUUAUGGAAUUCUUGCCCGGUGGAGACAUGAUGACGUUGCUCAUGAAGAAAGACACGCUCAGCGAGGACUGCGCGCAGUUCUAUGUGGCAGAGACCGCGCUGGCUAUCGACAGCAUACACAAGCUCGGCUUUAUACACAGGGACAUAAAGCCGGACAACUUGCUGCUGGACGCGCGCGGCCACAUCAAACUGAGCGACUUCGGGCUCUGCACCGGCCUCAAGAAGAGCCACCGCACUGACUUCUACCGCGACCUCUCGCGAGCCACUCCCUCAGACUUUAUCUCGACGUCGUCGUCCGCGAUGGACUCGAAACGGCGCGCGGAGUCGUGGAAGCGCAACCGGCGCGCGCUCGCCUACUCCACCGUGGGCACGCCCGACUACAUCGCGCCCGAGGUCUUCCUGCAGACCGGCUACGGCCCGCAGGCCGACUGGUGGAGCCUCGGCGUCAUCAUGUACGAAAUGCUGAUCGGGUACCCGCCGUUCUGCUCGGAAUCUCCGCAGGAGACGUACCGCAAGGUGAUGUCGUGGCGCGAGUCGCUCACCUUCCCGCCCGAGAUCCCCAUCAGCGAGGAGGCGCGAGAGACCAUCCUGCGCUUCUGCUCAGAGCCCGACCGCAGACUGGGCUCUCAGCGCGGCAUCGAGGACGUGAAGUCGGUGGGGUUCUUCCGCGGCGUGGACUGGAGCCACGUGCGCGAGCGCCCCGCCGCCAUCUCCGUGGACGUGCGCUCCAUCGACGACACCUCCAAUUUCGACGACUUCCCCGACGUCAAGCUCGAGAUUCCGGCCGCGCCGAUAUCGCAAGAGGGCGAGGUGGCCUACAAGGACUGGGUGUUUAUCAACUACACGUUCAAGCGCUUCGAGGGACUCACGCAGCGAGGCACGCCUACAAAGAAGUGAACUGACUCCGCGGACCUUCCAUAGUCCAUGCUGCUGCCAAACACUCGCACCCACACACAAAAUUCACAAGUACAGAAGGCUCACUCACACAUCUCACUCACUCGUACCUCCAUUCCAUCCAUCCAUUACGGCCUGUGAAAGUCCGCUGCUGAACAUAGGCCUCCCUCAUAGAUUGCCUCAUGGAGGGAUUUUUUAAUUUUGAAUUUUUGUUGGGAAGACGCUGCUGUCCAUCUCCAGGUUCGUUUCCCUAUGUCGUCACUACCAACAGCCACGAUUUUGGGUGGUGGAUAUUCUUACCGCGCCUCCCACACGGUACGUACUCCAACCUCACUUAAAUGUACCAGAUAUCCCUAGGAGUAUUAACGAAUAGACUCGGGCGUCACUUUGCGGUAAUCCAUUGUGUUAAACAUGAUAUAACAUAAUAAACCACAAUCUAGGUAAUACAUAUUAUUUUAUUUUAUUGCGCGGAUUUUAGCUAGUAAAUUUUUAUUCAUCUUUAUUCUUUAAUCUAUAAUUUUUCGUAAAACUUCGUCUUUGUGUGAGUGAGUUAAAUGUGUUUCGCGUGAGCCCCUGCACUUACUUAGUUCGUGCCCCUCGUUUACCCCCCGCCGUAUAAGACCAAGUUUAACGGAAUAAAAGUGAUGUCAGUUACGUUAUAAGUUAAACUUGGUCGACUAGAAUAUAGAGAAACCUAUUUUCUGUGGCUCUACUCACUGCUACAUAAUUAUGCCUUUGUCACGUAAAAAUUGUGUUGUCUUAAUAUUGUUAUUUUAAAAAUUGACUCCAAUAAAUUUCAAUUUUAUGUGUGCGGACAUGACUACAGACUAGAAUAAGUAAUUAAGUGUUUGGUAAUUAUGAUUUUAAAGUGUGACAUCAACAAUGUUUUCAAUCCAAUUGUAUAGAGAAGCGAAUAAAACAAUAUAAUUGUGUAUUUAUGUGACUGUGUAAGAUGCGACAAUUGCGACAGAACCACACCAUACUAACAGUCCAACAUUAAUUUACAAUAUAUAACAAGUUGUAAUCAACGCAGACAUCCUCCUUCCGUCGCGCGUUGUUGUAGCUCUGCACUUAAACUCGGCCUCUACCACGAUUUUUGCGAAAUACACUAAUUAACGUAGCUGUUUGUUUGUUUGUUUGUCCGAAUGUAAUCUCGUGCUGCCAAUGAGGACAUCCACAACUUUCUCUGUCACCAGGGCGGCGUUAACGCUAACAAUAAAAAAACACGCGUGCAGUUCACACGUGGUAGAAGUGAAACUUUAUUUAUAUUUUAUUUAAAAAAAAAUAUUUUUCAUUAAUUUUUGUUUUUAUUUGAUUGACACCGAGAUAAUAGGAAAUACUGUAUACUGUACUCUAUCACAUUAUCUCGUAUAUGUCUAUAUGUGUUAUAUGUCGCGACGUAUAUGUUUGUCUCUUAUUGAUGUCGCUUUUUCGUUUCAUCGAGUUGUAAAAAGAACUUCACUUCAAAAAGUGCAAACAGGCACACGAUGCGCCAGUGGAACUACUAUAAAAUUUAAUCUGUCGAUCGUGAUACUAAAACUAUAUGAUUUUGCAAACACUCGUGGUACAGGGAGUUUAAUCAGUUAAGGUGAACUUUUCUAUAGUCUAAAUUAAAGAAAUAUUUUUCGAAGCGUGGUUACCUCUGUCUAUUGCAAAGAAAUUAUUUACAUUUGACUGCAGCGGAGAUGCUAUUGUUUAUGUAUACACACCGUAUUGUAAUUAUUGCUAAUAGUAAUAAGUUAAAAUAAGUUAGCUCGGGAAUCGGGACGUCACCAUGUGUUUGUAUAGAGUCGGGCGGGCAGCUUGCUUCCUUCGAGCGCGACGCGGCCCGCGCUCUGCUUGUACCGUUUCAUUAUUGUAAUAUAUGUACGUUACCUUCUUUGUCCUUUUAAUUAUGCUCGUUGGCGUUUGCUUUACUGAAUGCAAUAGUUAUCGAGGGAUAGGUAUUUUUAAUGUAAGUAAUGAACGAAAAGUGUCCGCCGGGUUAGGCUUGUGUGUGUUUAUAGGGCUUGUUAAAAUUGUGUCAGUAAUUUAUACUGCAAGUGGGAUGUAAACACAUACCUGUGAAAUGUAACACAAAACAUCUGUGUCACUUUUGCUUGUUAGCUGAACUGUAUUACAUAUUAUUGUUGCUUAUUCAUCGAUUAAAAAUUUGAAGUCUCAGUUCGCAGUUCGAAUGCUUAUCUCAGAUGUGUGUGCGCUUCGUGGAUUACUGAGUGGCGCAUUGCAGGUGAUUAUAGAAUUUCACCAAGAAAAACUCUGAAAAACUGCUGUUGCUUAAAGUAUUUGGUUUGAUGUGUUUAAAAAGCCUGGAGUGUAACAAGCACGUUAGGAUAUAGCGAUGCUAUAACUUGUUUAAAUUGAAAUGGAACGUCAGAAGUGGUUGUUUCAAUUUAUAAGGUAUUGUUACAGUGCUUUGCCAGUCCAUAUAUAUUUAUGUACAUAAAUAUCUACAUAUUUAUAUAUAUCUUGUAUUGAACGAUAUUUAGCUGAUUUUUAAUCACUUCAUAUUAUAGGAAUCCGUCCAGAAGUUAACUUGUAACAUACUGGAAGGUAAUUUUUUCUCACACUCGCGUAUAUAUCCGAAAAGGUUGCCAUUUUUAAAGUGUGUUAAAAUUAAAAUUUUUAAAUUGCAUUCUUAAAUAUAGCUAACUGCAUAUUAUAGAGUAAAAUAAUUAGUCUGACAGAAAAUAGAAAGUUUGAGAAACAAGCAUUUCUGAUGAUUUACGAUUUGCAAUUUAAACAUCAGAGUGACAAGUUACACAUUGCUUUGUCGUUUCAUAAAGACUGAAAUUUAUUUGAAUGUUUAUAUGAUGGCGUCAAGGAUCCCAUAUUAAUUGCGUAACUUACCUAGGCUUCUUGCUCAGUCGCGAGACUCUGCAGUAGAAUGUUUAAUAAAGGUUGCAUGGUAGUUCUUGCCGGUAGUGUAAGUACAAAGUUAGUUGUGACUAGUGUCGCUGUGAGACCGUCGGUGAUCGGGAACGAGCCACAUGCUCUGCUGUCUGUUACAUUUACCUCCAAUCUGUUCUUCUGAUAUAGAUUAUAUCUGUACGAAGAGUUGUGUGAAUUUAUUACUUUCCUUUCCAAUAAGGGUGAAAUAAGUUUUCUGUGUAUUUCCAUAAGAGCACAAUGAUUUGCUCGUCUCGAUGUUCAGUUCGUGAUUCUUAAUCGUUAGACCAACUAAGAAAGAUAGACUGACUUCUUCGUACAUUUCAAGCGACCUCGAAAGCAAGCCAAAGUCACGCUCAACUUAUUGUAACACGCAUUUAUUCACAUAUGCACUUAAUACCAUGCUGUCGCUCGUAAAAAAACAUCCUAAGGAGACCUGCAGAUCUGAAAAUUAAAAAUGUUUUGAAGAUAUGUAAAGAUUGUCAACACAAUUCUGGGGCAAGCGCGGCGGACAUCUCUACUGCAAUCUUUUUAGAAAUAGAAAAGGGUGUGUGGCCUGUAUGUAGGCAUUUGUAACUGUGGGAUGUAUGUAGGCUGUGUUUAUAAAAUUGAAAUGACAAACAAACUUACAAUCUACCUGAUGGUAAGUGGCUUUUGCUGUCGAUGACAUGCGUUUCAUACAUUCAAAAGUCAAUCCUGAGGACUAAGAAGGAAGAGCUUGCUGUAAUUCUACCCUCUUAUUGUGUUUAAAUGUUAUAUUACGCUGAUGGCGAAGAAGCAGGACCCCUCGGUAGAAAGUAAUAGUGUUCUAUGAUUUGGUACUAAACAUAAGCAGCCUUGGUGCAAAUGGUUUUUCAUAUACCUUAUUAUAUUUAUUUCAAAAGAAUUCAAUAUGUCGUAAAUACAGUGCUACUGAAUUGGGUUUCGAUAGUUACUUUAGAAAGAUUUUUGUAAACAUAUUUAAGUGUUCGUUGAAUAAUUUUAAUAUUUGGAAUUCAAUUUAAUAGCAAUAUCAUCUUUAAAAAAAAUGGAAUAUCUUUUUAGCAAGCAUAUGGGGCCAGUGAUGCGAAUACAAUGGGUGUUGAGCAUACGCUAAAUGACACAUUUCAUAAAAUCUUGUCCAACACUCACCUUUCACCGGUUGCAUUUUUACAGAUAAUAAUAAAAAAACUGUGAGAUGUAAGUAAACUACGGUGCAAAUUUCAUGAUUUAUUUUUCAUUUAAUGUUACGUGUAAAUUAGAUCUAGAUGUUUACUUUGAAUUAUCCUUGCGUAGGUAGUGAGCACUGAGCUAAUAUUCUCGCGUUGGUAAUGUCGUGUCGCUCCAGUAGGUUGGAUUAGAGUUCGUCAAUACAUUUGGAUCAAUUUUCAAUCGCUGUCAGGAUUCGUAUGGAAAAGACCUUGUGAAAUUGUAUGCGUUUUUGUCUGCCCUGCUGAAAUAUAAUUAAAUUCAACAAAGCGAAAAAAGGAAAAAUAUAUUAAUAUUAUUAUAUGUCGGAUGGGCUACACUAUACAACAUGUAACAAAAUCUGUGGUUCCUGUUAAGUGCGUUAUCAGAAUCUGUGUUCAAACGUAUAGAAAUAAAGACCUUAAAAGAAUAAAAUUAAACUUAAAUAAAUGUUCAUUUGCGAAUUGUAUGUAGAUUUAAUAUCUCUGCAUUGGCAGGGGAGUAAGAGUUGUCAAAGACCCUCCUUUACCGAUGCGCAUGUCAGUUAGUUCAGACUUCAGAUGUUAAUAACAUUUUUUACUACACUGAAUUUAGUAAGUUACUUGUUGUGACCACUAAAAUCCUUUUGAUAACGACCAAAAAACACUGUCAUAAAUGCAUGCUAUAUGUACAUAAAUACGUUCGUAAAAGGACCAUCGGGUUGUUUGUUACAUAUUGUAUAUUCAUUAGUUCAUUAAAUGUCACGCUGGCAGGCGUUUGACGAGCGCAGUGCGGACGUGCCGCAUGUUGAUCGCUGCCGCCCGUCGCUUGUUCAGUGCGAACGGCGAUGCUUAUACCGUCAUGGAAAGCCAUAACAUCAUUUUGACAUAUUCCAUAGUCGUCUCUUACGUCACCCACGAGGCAGAACGUGGUGGCCGUUAAACCGCCACCAUGUGUCAAACUCCGAAUAAUCUGAAAAGUGCAAAAUAUAAUUAUUGGUUGCGUCUUAGUGGAAAUUUUUUGAUCUAGAGUCUAGAACGUAUGCUUGUACGUAUGCUUGUCCAUCCUCGAUGUAUAUCCUAAUUAACAUGUGUAUGUGUUUACCCUUAAGCCUAUGCUAACUGUCUCACAUAUAUAGUACAACUAACUGUAUUUUUUUUUACUGUGAUUCAUUCUAUUGCAAGAUCCCUUCAAUACAUACCAUUGUUGUAUAUGUAGAAAAAAUUUGUUCCGUCAUUGUGUGUCGACGGGCAGUUUCAUGAUUAUCUGCUGGAACACUUUCAGUACUAAUCGUGCAAUUGCGCCGAGUGCUCGUUGAAAUUAAAAUUAAAACUCAAUGUCGGUAUGUUAGUUAAUUACAUGAAACUUCUCUGUACCGUGUAUAAUUUGAUUCUUACAUUAAGGACUAAUCAGAGUUAAUUUAGGUAAAUUAUUUAGUUUUAAUAAAAAACAGCUGUAGUUGGUAUGGCCGCUUUAGUGUUUAGAAGCCUUUAAUGCCUAUUAAUAUAAUAUUAGUGUGUACAGACAAAGUUUGGUACGAAGAUUUCCCUUCACCUGAAAAACUGAGAAGACAUUUGUAACGUUGUUUAUGAAUGUGUUCCACCUGUGGAAGAUGAGCGUGCAAGUUGUCGCGUCGUGUUAAAUGAAGCAUGUCCUUCAUAUAACGCAUGUUUGACGACCGAGUAGCCGUGUGCUUGGUGUUUUUAGGUUUUUCGAUCUUUAGAUCGUAGUUGUUGUGAAUCAGGUGCGAUCUGUCAGAACGUCACCAUGCAGUGAGUAAUGGAUGCCUGCGACCAAUCGGUUUGCAUCUUGUGGUUUUCUCUCGAGGCUCCAUUGUGUAAGUAGUUUCCUUCGAUUCGUUCGAUCGCUUGUGUUGCGUGGUACAUUCUCGCAGAUCGCAUUCUUUUAUAUCGUACAAGGUUUUAACAAAGCAAGCUCUCAGAUUGUACCGAUAAAGAUCACGUUUGAUAGUAAGCUUAAUCAUGUGAUCAUCACCAAUCGAUAUGAUGUAAGCGAUGCACUGUGGUCUCGAGAAGGCGGACAGUCUGUUACAUAGUUAUGUCGCUCACCGUUUUGUAUACAGCACUCGUACCGCCAUGUUGUUUCAAGUGUCGUAUAAACAUCGCGGAAGGAAGGGUAGUGGCGGCCACGGCCGCUUGUUCUCGCUUGUUGACCUUUGUACUUUGCACUGAAACGUUUGUGUCGCGCCGCCAACACACUUUGAAUGUAUAAUAUGAUGCAAAUUUUUAAAAUUUCUUAGCUAUUUGAUUUGUUAUUGUUAUUAAAUAUUAAAAUAAUUAUUUAAUUUCAUUAAUUGUAAGAUUUGACAUAUUUUGUUUUUAAAACUUAUUGUUUCUUCCAUGUGAUUUAAGAAAAUGGCAAUAUGAAUAAGCAUUAAAGCAUUAAGGAAUU
Molecule: messenger RNA, 8231 nt
Organism: Parnassius mnemosyne (clouded apollo)
Lineage: Eukaryota; Metazoa; Arthropoda; Insecta; Lepidoptera; Papilionidae
Source: the annotation of a GenBank genome assembly